UUGACUGACAUAUUAGUGACGUUCUAAAUUGUGAAUUUAAAUAAAAAAAAAAACACGCAUACACGAAAAAACCACUUGCAGUUCUACAUAUAUUUUGUUAAUUAACCAUCAUAAAAUGACAGACGUGCUGCACGCUGAGAGCAGCACGCUUCUUAAUGAGCCGCAGAAGUUGCUAACAAAGCCGCCAAAGGGGACGCGACGCAGGCAUGAGCAUGCUGCUGGCUUAGAGCCGCAUGUAGUGGUGGCCAGUACGACGGGGCGGCUUAAGGCUCCCAAGUCGGAGGGCAAGAAGCUGCGCAAGAAGCUCUUUGAAUAUGAGCUGGAGAACAAGACACUGGCCAAGUCAAUUACAGAUAAAAACCAGGAGAUUUGCGCACUCAAACGUUCCGUGGACUCGCUCAACGAGGUGCUCAACUCAGUGCCCAUUGAUGAGUUGCGCUGCAACUCGUCCAUAGCCAGCACCAAGAUAAUCGAUCUAAGCAAGAAAAAUCGCCAAAUGCGCGCCGAACUGGAGCAGCUCAAGAAUCGCAUUAGCAAGAAGGAUGUGCAGAUAGAAAAGCUGGAGAAGGACCUCAAAGGCACCGAGGAGAAGGCACUGCAAAACGGAGAGCUCUUCAAGAAGGGCAAUGGCGCCGAUGAGCUGCAGGCCAAGGUCACUAGCAUGCAACAGAAGCUCUUCGAGACGCGCAACAAGAACAAGGAACUUCAGAACCAACUGAAGCUCACACAAAAGUGUCUGCAGCAUGAGAUUGGCGACAGCGUCAAUAUCAAUCUGCUGGUCAAUAAUUUGAAUCAGGCCAACUGGCGUGGACGUGCUCAGCAGAUACUCGCACUGCAGCAGAAACUACAAGAGCUCAAGGCGCGCCUGGAUAUCUAUGAGCAGUCCCUGCCCGAACGCAGUGACUUUGCGCCCAUUCCACUUGGCUCCGAUCUGGAUCUGAAUGCUGGCAAUGGGCUUGUGAAAACGCCACGCAGUGUCAAAUCCUUUCAUGCUGCAAGCAUUGCCAAUGUGGCACAAGCUGCUUGCAGCAUGGGCGGAGGAGAUGCGCCGGUGGCAUCCUUUGAUCGCUUCACACCCGGGGUACGCAAGAGCGAGAUCUUGCAUCGCGCCAAGGUGGAGGCGCUGGAGAAGGACAUUGCCACGCUGCAGUCUCAGCUGGAGGAGCAACGUAGUCGCAAUUUGGCGCUCAAGGUGCGCAAUAAGACGCUCAACGAUGACAUGCUCAAGUAUAAGAUGCGCUCCACAGAGCUGGAGGAGCAAGACUGCACUGGCCUCAAUGCUAAUUCACUCAAUGAGAAACUCAAAUCGCAGCGCCAACAAUUCGAAGUUCGCUUGGAGGAGCUGCGUCAGGAUGUAUUGCGUAUUACGGAGGAACGUGAUGCUGCCAAGCGCCAGCUGGAGGAGUUGAGUGGCAUGCACUUGCAGCUGCAGACAGAGCUCAAGGAGAAGGAGCUGUGCAUACAAAAUCUGCAAGAGAUGCUAAAGAAACUGGAAACUGAUUUGCGUGCUGUGUCCGGCGGCUUUCUGUUCUCCUGUCGCGAGUUUCGCAAGGAGGAGUUCGUGGGCAUACUCGAUGCACUGGAAGUGGAGAAGAAUCAGCUGCUGUUGCUCAACAAAUCGCUCGACGAGCGCCUGGAGACGGAACGUGGCAAGCUGGAGGCGGCCAACGAGCAGAUGGCCAAGCAAAAGACGCGCAUUGCACGUUUGGAUGUGAAAAUACGCGAUUUGGAGAAGGAACUGGAUACGCAGACAGAUCGCAAGAAGCGCACGCAGCGCAUCAAUGAUUAUACAAACUCACUCAGUCGCAAUCCCAUGACGGGCUCCAUCAGCUCCUUUCAGCUUUGAGAAUCAAGUCGCAUUAUCAAUCACAGACGACCAUUUCCUCAGAGGGGAGCUACAGCUCAGCCUAGGGUGGAGGAUUUGCAGAAUAAAUUGGAGCUGGCGCAGGAGAAGAUUGUCAUGCUGACCGAAAAGCUGGACUACCUAAGCGCCGAGAAGCGUGCCGACGCCAAACUCUUUGAGGAGACCAUGUACAACUCCAAGAAUAUUAUAUUGGACACUAUACUGGGCACACGCGGCAACUCGUCCAUGUCCAGCUCCAGCUUGCAGUCGAACCAGCAGCUGUUGAGCGAGCUGCCCGCCAGCACCAGCGUUGGUGUCUAGAAGUUUUACAGUUUGAAAUAUGUUUCGUUCUAAAAUGCAAUAUUAAUAUUUACAAAA
Molecule: messenger RNA, 2221 nt
Organism: Drosophila busckii
Lineage: Eukaryota; Metazoa; Arthropoda; Insecta; Diptera; Drosophilidae
Product: coiled-coil domain-containing protein 13
Biological process (GO): cytoplasmic microtubule organization; non-motile cilium assembly
Cellular component (GO): centriolar satellite
Source: RefSeq, a predicted model, not a curated record